AUGAUCAGCCCCCAGAUAGCCGAAGUUUUCCCAAGAAAGAGAAAAGGAGAGAUCGAGAAGUUCAAGAUGCCCAUCACGCUCGACAUGGCGAAGAUCAGCAACCUCUUCCAUCUCAGACAAACUGAGGCAGCGCAGCAGCUCGGCAUCUCGCUGACCGCGUUGAAGAAUGCGUGCCGACGAGUUGGGCUCGCAAAAUGGCCGUACUCCCGCAAGCGCCCUUCAGGCAGUCCCGUCGAGACCAAGAAGUCUGAGAGCAAGCCUCGCAAUCCUUUCGCUCAAGAUCUCUUCGUCAAGCACGACUGUUAUGAGAACUCGCACUUCGAAAUCUUUUCCAAUGUGGCCGCCGAAGUGCCAGAGCAGAGCAGCUUUCCAGAGCUCUCCUGCAGAUCAUACUCAUGGAACGAUGAUGACUUGUUCAACGAAGUGAUUGAGCAUGUUGAGAAGAGGUCCAAGGUCCAAGACUUCCAGCAAGUUGAGAUUUGCUGGGUGCAUUAA
This is a messenger RNA of Guillardia theta CCMP2712, 495 nucleotides long. RefSeq lists its product as hypothetical. NCBI's taxonomy places the organism in Eukaryota, Cryptophyceae, Pyrenomonadales, Geminigeraceae. The transcript has a single exon. The record is from RefSeq and is a predicted model, not a curated record. The coding region runs from base 1 to 495 and encodes 164 amino acids.